CGUUCGGCCCCAAAGAUCCCAGCAUGAGCCUUGUCUGCGGCGUCUGCAACGAGAAGCCGUCCAAGUACAAAUGCCCCGUCUGCCGCCUGCGCUACUGCUCGGCGCCAUGCUACAAGCUGCAUAAGGACGCUGCUUGUGGCCAGCCGGCCGCGCCCGCCAAGCAAGCGCCAGCGACAAGCAGCCCCGAGGCCACGCCCGUGCCUGCGCCAUCGGCCAGCGAGCCCAUGCCUAUGCCAUCGGUCAGCGAGAUGACCGCGCCCAUCCCGACAGACAUCCUCGAGCCCACCAGAAACGCUGAUAGUGUCAUCGCUGCCGUGCCAGCGAUCGUUGAAGAUGUAGAGGCAGCCGUCGAGACCGUUCUUGCUGCCGAGCCCAGCGACGUCGACGCGAUGGCCAUGGACGCGGCCGAACGUCUCGCCGCACACACGAACGUCACAGAUGCGGUGGACGAAGCGCUGGUCGUGCCUGCAUUGAUUGCAGACGACGACGACGAAGCGAACAUCCAUCUCUUGACCAAGGCGCAGCUGCAAGCGAUCGCAUCGUCAACUCUUGUGCACAAGGCCCUCGAGAACCCGCAUUUCCGCAGCCGCAUCCAAGAGAUUGACAGCCACGCGGACCGCCUGCUCGAGCUCCAGAAGGCGCUGACCGACCCGAGCUUUGCUCAGUUUGUCUAUGGCAUGAUGGACGAAGUGCGCGAAGCCGGGCCGUGACACCGUACUAAGUCAUACCUACAGGAAUAGAAACCAGAUAACACUCUAUAGAGACUCGUCUUUCAACUUCGC
This is a messenger RNA of Saprolegnia parasitica CBS 223.65, 782 nucleotides long. RefSeq lists its product as hypothetical. Gene Ontology annotation, biological process: box C/D snoRNP assembly; snoRNA localization; maturation of LSU-rRNA from tricistronic rRNA transcript (SSU-rRNA, 5.8S rRNA, LSU-rRNA). The coding region runs from base 24 to 710 and encodes 228 amino acids. NCBI's taxonomy places the organism in Eukaryota, Oomycota, Saprolegniomycetes, Saprolegniales, Saprolegniaceae. The transcript has 2 exons. The record is from RefSeq and is a predicted model, not a curated record. Gene Ontology annotation, cellular component: pre-snoRNP complex; nucleus.